Molecule: messenger RNA, 2452 nt
Organism: Drosophila mojavensis
Lineage: Eukaryota; Metazoa; Arthropoda; Insecta; Diptera; Drosophilidae
Product: acyl-CoA Delta-9 desaturase
Exons: 5
Coding region: 409-1683 (424 amino acids)
Biological process (GO): unsaturated fatty acid biosynthetic process
Cellular component (GO): endoplasmic reticulum membrane
Molecular function (GO): iron ion binding; stearoyl-CoA 9-desaturase activity
Source: RefSeq, a predicted model, not a curated record
AUCGGUUGUGCGCGAAUCUCCAUAUAUAUAUAUAUAUAUAUACUCACACAUACAAUCACAUAUAUCUGUAUCUAUAUAUGUAUAUACAUAUGAAUUUUGAACUAGCCAAGCUUAAAAACGAUCUGCCUGACGUGCCGUACAAUCAUACGCCGUGCAUUCUUCGCGAACCGUGGAUGUGCCGCGUGUGUUUAUAAGUUAACCAAAAUUAUAUAUAUAGAAUAUCGAACAUCCUUAUAGGGAUGCAAAACGAACUAUUGAGUGCGUAACUCGUACCUCAGAUUUGGUGUGUGUUUGUUAAGAAAGCAAAGAGCAAAUCUAUAAGCAACAUACGGAUUUUACCUGAUCAUCAAAUAGAGAUAUAUAUAUAUAUAUAUAGAAUAUAUAUAUCUGUAACGCAAUUAAACAAAGAUGGCACCGAACAUAAUAGGCAGCACCUUUAUAUUGGCUGAGACGGCCAUGGCUGAUGCCAAUAAUAAUAAGAUGUCAACAGCAGCAGCAACAACAACAACAGCAACAACAACAACAGCAGCAGCGGCUGCGCCCAUCAAGGCAGCACCCAUGCCGGCAGCUAAGCCGGCCACGCCCCAAACGGAUGCCCAGAAAGCGACUGCAGCUGCCGAGCCCUUCAAGACCCAAAUCGUCUGGCAUAAUAUUGUGCUGUUCAUCAUCCUGCACUCGACGGCUCUCUAUGGCCUCUACUUGAUACCGGCCGAGAGUGCCUACCUCGAAAUAUUGCCCAUUUAUCUGUUCUCGUUCUUGGGCGGCUUGGGCAUUACGGCGGGCGUGCAUCGUUUGUGGUCGCACAAGGCGUACAAGGCGAAGCUACCACUGCGCAUCUUCCUCAUGCUUUGCCAGUCGCUGGCAUUUCAGAACAGCAUCUGGGAGUGGACACGCGAUCAUCGCGUGCACCACAAGUUCACCGAUACACACGCCGAUCCUCACAACUCUCGCCGUGGCUUCUUCUUCGCCCACAUGGGCUGGCUGCUCUGCAAGAAGCAUCCCGAUGUGCGCGGCAAGGGCAAGCAGAUUGACAUGAGCGACAUUGAGGCCGAUCCCGUUGUCAUGUUCCAGAAGAAAUACUACUUUGUUGUGAUGCCAAUUUGCUGCUUUGUUGUGCCCAUGCUGAUACCCUACUAUCUGAUGGGCACCUCACUGAAGGUCUGCUUCUUCAGCUGCUCGAUGCUGCGCUAUUGCCUCUCUCUGCACGGCACCUGGCUGGUGAACAGUGCCGCGCACUUCUACGGCAUGAAGCCCUACGAUGUGAACAUCAGCUCCGUCAACUCCAAACUGGUCUCGAACAUUACCUUCGGCGAGGGCUGGCAUAACUACCAUCACGUCUUCCCCUGGGACUACAAGGCAGCCGAGCUGGGCACCUACAAUGGCAACUGGACCACAGCCUUUAUCGAUCUGAUGGCCAAGAUAGGCCAAGCCUACGAUCUGAAGUACGUGUCCAAGGAGAUGGUGUACAAGCGUGUGCUGCGCACUGGCGACGGCUCCCACAUUGCCGCCCUGCUGGAUGCCAACAACAACUCCAGUGCCGCGCCCACAAACGAGCUGGUGAUGCACCUGGAUCACGAGAAGGAGGAGAACGCCGUCUGGGGCUGGGACGACAAGGACAUCAGCGAGGAGGAUCGCAAGCAUGCCACCAUUGUGAACAGUGUCCAGGAGAGCAAACAGGAUUAGACAAUGUUUGUGAAUUGCGUCCCGCAUGGUCUAUAUAACUCUCGCCGAUUUUGAUAGAUGGGAAUACAGUGUUUUCUGGCAGUAUAUACACAUAUAUACUCCUAAUAUACGAAUGAACGCGUCUGUUAUCUAUGUCGUGCAUUGGACGCAAAUACAUAUUAAAAAUGGCUUCAAUUCCAAAAAAAAAAAAAAAAAAAAGAUCAAGAGACAAAAGAGAAAUCUUCAAACCUUAACAUAUUCGAGAUGCGUCCAAAACUUUGUACAGACUAUCAAAGCAAACCCAGCAGCAGUUCUACAUAGAAGACAUAUGCAUUUUUUUUUAUAUAUAUCUACUUAAUCGUUCAAUGCUGAGCACACACUUGACCCCUAUAUAUACAUAUAUAUAUACAUACAUAUAUCUAUGCAUAAUAUGUAACGCCUGAGUUCUAACGACGCAAGUGGAUCUAGGCUUAAAUGUACUUGAUAAGGCUUAUGCUUAAGUCUCGAUUCUCAAAUGGAGAGAGUGUAAAUUGUUUGUAAUUAUUAGGUGUGUAGGAUAUUAAGCUUUAAGACUCCAAUUGUAUAUUUAAUCAGAACAAUUUGUAGAAAAACAAAAACAAAAUUGAAAACAACAAAAAAAAAAAAUUCGCUAAAAUUCCAAAAAAAUUCAAAAAAUUUUAUUCAUAUGCUUUCUUUCGCGCUCAAGAAAAGAAACAAUUUAUCGCGCGACUUGGACAUUUGUCUGGAAAUGGAAUAAAGAUUAUGCCUAACGAGCAUAUAUAUAAAUAUA